Molecule: messenger RNA, 1816 nt
Organism: Thecamonas trahens ATCC 50062
Lineage: Eukaryota; Apusomonadida; Apusomonadidae
Exons: 2
Coding region: 7-1791 (594 amino acids)
Source: RefSeq, a predicted model, not a curated record
GGCGCCAUGAGCCUCCCGUUCCUUCCGGGCAACACGUUCAACGACCCUUGCCGCCAGUCGUACGCACGGUCACAGACGCUUCAGUACAACAACGGAUAUGCUGUCCCUGCCACCCUCGGCACCACUCCUGCUGCUAUGGGGCUGGAUGACGAUGCUCUCGAGUCUUACGCAGGCUCUGACCCCAUGCUGACCUACGGGGCUGACUUUGCCGCCACUCGCAAGGCCGCCCAGGUUCAGCCGUUUGUGCCGGCCUACGUCAAGCUCGACAAGGUCGUCCUUCGUUUCGGUGCCUACUUUCAGGAGGCCGUGCCCGAGUCGCCGGACGAGACGUAUCGUGUCCGGCGAGUCACUCUCUCAGUUUUUGUGGAGGACGACUCGGUUCAGAUCGAUGAGGCCAAGACGCCCAACUCGGGCCUGGUCCAGGGUGUCCUGCUCAAGCGCCAACUGGUGCCCAAGCCCGACGGCUCGCUCUACACCCUCGACGACUUUAACGUCGGCCUCCUUGUGCCCAUCUACGGCCGCACGUACAAGAUCACCUCGGCCGAUGACUACACUCGCAAGUUCCUCGCCGAGCGCGGCGUCGCUGUUGCCGACGAUCUCCCGCAGCCGCGCAACCCGUACGACGACAAGCGUGCCGCCGCCGCCGCCCUCGUCCACACCCAUACACCUGACAUUGAGAACGACAAGCUCGCCAAGUUCCUCGCUCACGACCGCCAGGUCCUUCGUUUCUUCUGUGUCUGGGACGACCGCGACAAGUACUCCAAGCAGCUCCGCCCGUUCAAUGUCCACUUCUUCCUCGCCGACGACACCGUCGAGGUUCGCGAAGUCCGCACCAACAACGACGGCCGCGAUCCAUUCCCACUCCUCCUCAACCGCAACAAGCUUCCCAUCCACCACGACAAGCUGCCGGCGCCCGGCGACCCGCCGCCAGCCUUCUACAACGCGCGCGACUUUUUCAUCGGCAUGACUCUCAACGUCUUUGGCCGCCCUUUCCUCGUCUACGACUGCGACGGCUUUACGCGCAAGUUUUACGCAGACGUCUUUGGCCGCGCCAUGGAGCCCAUCACUCUCACCCAGUCGGCCCCGCCGCCGCCCGUCGUCGAAGUCCCGCCACACACCGGGUUCGGCACGCAAGCAGACUCGCUCGGCUCCGUCAACCGCCUGGCCCCGGCCCCGCCCCGCCGCGACUACGUCAAGCUUGCCAAGAACGAGGGUAAGGUCCUCCGCUUUGAGGCCUCCAUGAUCACCACCGCCACUGUCGACCUUAACCGCAAGUUCAUCGUCUCCUACUUUCUGGCAGACGACACCAUGUCUGUCUUUGAGCCUCCCGUCCGCAACUCGGGCAUCCUCGGCGGCAAGUUCCUUGACCGCACCCGCUGCACCUACCCAGGCACAGACACCGUCUACGAGCCGCAGGACCUGUACAUCGGUGCCACUGUCGACCUCUACGGCCACAAGUUUGUCCUCACAAACGCCGACGAGUACGCACUCUCCUACAUGGAGCAGCGUCCGCACCUCUACCCGCGCGCAAACAUCCAGCUCAUCAAGGCCAAGCUUGCCUCGGGCCUCGACGACUUUGUCAACGCUGCCACCAUUCACGCCUCGGCCUCUCCCGACGGCCUCGUCUCCGCUGACGAGUUCCAGGACGCCUGCUUUGCCACCGGCGUGCCCGACCUUGUUGGCCACGAGGUCCUCUCGCUCAUGCGCGCCAUCGACUCGGACGCCUCGGGCCGCUUUGACAUCAUGGCUCUUGUCGACGAGCUCUCGGCCUCCUCUUCGCGUGCCGAUUGAUCCAUUGAACUUGCGCCAGUCUGCC